CUUCGAGGAAGCUGCCAUGGCACUCCCUUCACUCCCACCAUUUAACCCCUCUCCCCUUCCUCUCUCCUUCCCAUUCCCAUUCUCCCCCCCUUCUUCUUCUUCUUCUCUCUUUCUCAUCACCAACCUGCCUGCCCCUUCUGCUUCUUCUCAUCAUUUUCAUCUUCAGCCAUGAAGCUCAUGAAAAUCAACAGCCUCAGCCUCAGCCCCAAACGCCUCUUCCGCUCCAAGAAGGACCGCUCCGCCGUUUCCCGCUCCGACCCACCGUCCUUUGGCUCCGGAACGGCGUCGUCUUCCUCCUCGGAUCCCCUGCCGUCCGACCACAAGCCCGGGCCCGGCGGCAUGGGGACUCCCACGAGCGUUCUGCCGGAAAUAUCCGGGGACUGGUCGGAUUUCUCUGCCGACACUCAUCUCGACGUGGCCCAGGCGUUUAAGCUGAUCGACAGAGACAACGACGGAGUGGUGUCGAGAAAAGAGCUGGAGGCUCUGCUGAAGCGGCUGGGGGCGGAGCCGCCGAGCCAGGAAGAGGUGGCGAUGAUGUUGAGCGAGGUGGACCGGGACGGCGACGGCUGCAUACCCCUGGAGGCCUUGUUGCACCGGUUCGGACCGGCUUGCGAACCGGCGGCCGACUCGGAGCUGCGGGAGGCUUUUGAGGUGUUCGACGCGGAUCACGACGGCAAAAUAUCGGCGGAGGAGCUGUUCAGCGUGUUCACGGCCAUAGGGGACGACCGGUGCACGUUAGAGGACUGCCGGCGCAUGAUAGCCGAGGUCGAUAAGAACGGGGAUGGGUUCGUCUGCUUUCAGGACUUUGCUCUUAUGAUGGAGCUGCAGAGAUGAUCUUAGAUCGCUCCAUAUCACGUUUGAUCUCUCCGGAACAAGUCUCUGAAUUUUUUUUUUUUUUUUUUGAAUGGAUAAUGGAUGUUUGGUUUUUCACCGUAUAAAAUGGAGGAAAUGAUCAGAGAAUCUGACGGCUUCGAUUCGUCAGUUAAUUGUUCAGUACUUGGUGGUUAUAUAAUUUUAUGCGAUGUUUACGGUA
Rosa rugosa (rugosa rose) is the source of this 1033-nucleotide messenger RNA. RefSeq names its product probable calcium-binding protein CML36. The coding region runs from base 169 to 834 and encodes 221 amino acids. Gene Ontology annotation, molecular function: calcium ion binding. The record is from RefSeq and is a predicted model, not a curated record. Lineage: Eukaryota; Viridiplantae; Streptophyta; Magnoliopsida; Rosales; Rosaceae. The transcript has a single exon.